AUGGGCGGUCCGUUCAGCGGAUCACACGGCCUCCGAAAGGAGAAGGAUGCCACAUCAGGCAACCCACCGCAUGGAGAUGAACCGCAGGAUUCGUCUGAUGCAAUAUACAGCGCGCCGUCGAGCGGAAACAUGGAUUGGCCAGAUCGGAUUCCCAGCGUCUCUGGCAACACUAGCAUUCCUGAUGAUGUAGAAAAGCUGGAUGUUGCAGUUGGCAGUGCCGCAGGUGAAUUAGUAGAUGAAAGUGAAUCAGAUAUGUACUCGGCUGAGGAAACGGUCUCGAUGGACUCUUCGAACGGCGAUUACCCCGCCGAGGGACUGCUGUCGACACCACCGGCCGCCGUGCAGGAUUACGGUGAGGAACCACAUGGUGAAACCACAUUGCCAUCGUCAGACAUGGUUGAGCCGGAUCCGGUUUCUACUGCAUCCGAGCAAGCGGUGGAUAUGCCGGCUAGUGGCGCACGGCCUGAUGCCACAACGGAGGAGUUUGAUUUGCAAACGGCACCAAACGCGUCGGAGGUGACACAAAACGACCUAUUCGAUUCUCCAGACGAUAGCCCGUCCAUGAAUGAGGUGGAACAGGGAGUUCCACGCAGGCUGUCGUUGAAAAGACCGGCGCCGUUCAGACCCGACGAUCGGUUCUUAUUUUCGCUGCUCUGCAAUUGGACUGUACCAAAUACCAAAACGCGGUCAACGACAUAUAUGGAUGUCCAGGGAGAAGUAUUUUUGUUUCACGGUAUUUAUAGCGUAAAAGGCUUCGACCAUGCUGAGGGUCGUGUGGCUUUCACCAGGAUGCGCGAUUUUCAGGUCACUGCGGUCCUAGACGUUCCUCCAUUGCCGAAUGACAGCUCCCGUGCCCCGGGACCGUAUGAGUUCAUCGCUUCGGUAGACAGGUCGCACAUACGUCACGAGGCGACGACUCCCGUCGUUCACAUGAUUCGAGACGUUGGUCUGUACAAGGAGGAUGGCGACUAUCAUUUGUGUAUCGUCAUCAGCACUUUUGACUGCAGCCAGUACAAGUUCGCUGCAAAGUACAGCCGGCCUCCUCCGUUGGUCGACUCGUUCAAGUACCACAGAGUCUCCUCUUACAGCUGCUGCGACCCACUUAGCCUCUCCUUCGAUGACAUUCGUAUUCCGCGCAUUUCGGACGAACGGAGAAACACUGGCAGCUCUUCAACGGAAUCGAACAGGCCGAUGGGUGUUAAAUCGCCGUCCCAUGCGCAAGAUUACAACUAUGGGGUGUACUCGCCCCAAGCACGGGGAGGGCACUCCUUCGGUCCGGCCACAUCGUUGGUCAAUUGCACUUUGGGGCUGGUUCUGCCGGUAGUAGAUGGCGUCAUUCGUCCAACUCUGCGCAAUUUGGUUUCUGGAGAGGGCGUGUACGAGUACGACCACACUUUGGUGAAGCAGGGAUCCCAGAUGUCCUUUGCGUUUCGCAACUUAAUAAUGCGUACCCUGCUUAAGAUUCAGCCAACAAGCGGUGCAGAUUGCGCGCUUGAUGUGGCAGGUAACAGCAUCCCCAUUGAACUAUGUUGUACAUCAGGUUCUCGAAAGGACGAUGUACAACUACUUUGCAUGACAUGCGCCUUCAUGAAGGAGCUGCUCACAGGCGGUAGCUUGAUACCCAUGAAGGAGUUUAACAAGAGAGGCUCUCUUGUAAUCCGUAAGAGCAAGAAAGAUUCCACUUAUAUGCGUCUGAACGCCUUGGUCCCAUUUGUGCAGGGCGCAGCACGUGAAAAGGGCUCCCCACCGCCCCGCACGCAGGCAGCGGAUGACCCCGAGGAAGUCGAAAUGCACUACACACCCAGUGCAUCAUCGCUCAUGCUUACUUCAACCGACGGUGAUGUCGACAUUGUAUCACGCCGUCGCCGGGGGAGGCCGCGAGGGAGCAAACGUACGGCGGGUAACGGGUCGAGCAGCUCGCUCUCAAACGUUGAUGCGGGUAACACAAGUGAAGACUCUAAGGAUGGAUCAGAUUUGGAUUAUCCUAUCAAACAUUCCCGUGUGACUCCUCGACGCAGCAGUAGGCUCACUGGCAUUUCACCCGAUUCGACGUAUGAUAAGCAAGCUGCAGAUGCCACACCUACUGCCCCCCGAAGACGGACUAGAUCCAGGAGGUCUGAACAGAGCACAGUGUCCAGCCGCCGCAAACGGAGGUCUUUGUCGUCCUCUAAAACCGUUGAUAGUCCGAAAAGUGAAAGUCCCCCUACCAGCCCGUCAAGGAAGAACUCUAUAGAUGUUGGUGAUCUGACUGAUGAUUCAUCGGUGAGCAACACGCCUCAACGCGAAGCAGGGGAUUCGGCGACCGGCAUCAACACGGCCGCCAAUGAUGAAGACGAAAAGGGCCGUGAUUUGUCACUGUUCGAGGAAGGCACGGAACAUAUUGAGGCGUCAGAUGAUCACCCCAUAGUGAAUACGGAUGCCGGGUAUCAGUCAUCUGACAGUGUCGGUGGCUCUCCGCCCAAGAAGAAAUUUAGACCUGAACAUGCAAGCGGGAACAUCGUAGAUGACGGCAAGACUCGACACCAAACUGAAGUUGCACCCAAGUCUUCAGGUGUAGGUUUGUAUCGUACGUCACAUGGGCCUAGAAUGAAACGAACGGAGAGCGUACCAAACAGCGCCGAUGACGCACCGUCGCCACGUGGCAGACGAUAUGGUGACUUCAACAAAUCUGCGUCGGCAAACGCGAUGGACGGCGAUAAGCGUUCUAACAGGGGCGUCGUAGCGCAAUCCCGCUUGAGGAAGGCAAUGCCUAGACAGGGGCGCCGGUCCGAUCCACCUCCAGGUGAUAGCAGUGCUUCGCUUGGAAAUGCGUCUAAAGGAGAGAGCGAACUGCCAAAAUCCGCAUUUGGUGCUCCAUUAGAUAUUUUCGAUGAGUAUGACGGGUUCGACUACAUUGGUUAUUGCGUUCGGUACCGCAAGAUUAUCACCACGAAAGUCCCGGCUAAAGGGCGUGAAAGCAAGAAACAGCAGGUGGUAGAAAACCCCUGGAGGGUUGCAGUGAUUAAGUUUUGGGAUCCCAAGUGGCACGUUUUCUUCGUCCACCAUUUGAAGGAGGAAUUUUGUCUUGAUUUGAAGGGUAAUUUGUCAAAUUUGUUCAAAUCGAAAUCGCUCGACGAGGUGUUGGAUUCAACUGCGGUAUGGAUAGAAACGUGCACUUUUGAUGUGUAUCUAAUGAACUGCAACAAGGUCUUUCACCCCUCUGGUUGGUUUCCAAUGGGAGCUCCCGUCACCGAGGCCAGCGAAUCAACCGGAGAGCGUGCCAAUGAGAGUGUGGUUGUUGAUGUUAAAACUGAGGAAUGCGAUGACGUAGAUUCCGAUGUUACACAUCAGGGUUUACAAUCGACAGAUGCACUGACUGCCGAUGCGAAUGCGAAUGCCAAUGCCACGCAGCCGACCUUGGAAGAAAAGUCUGAACAGUCUGCCACAACCUGGUCUUCAAGCGGCCAGUUCGAUGAUAAUUUGGCGGUCAGCGUUGACUUGAAUAUCAGCUUGCCUUCAUACCAGCUUCCAAGUCAGUACUCGUGUGACGAGGACCCGGUUGACGGUUCCCUCGCUCCAACAAGCACGUUGUCAGAUAUGGAUGUGGACACGGGCGAUACAAGUGACUAUACUACACAGGCAAAUAGUUCCGAUCAGCUUUGGCCUUCUGAAGCGAUUGCGGUCGAUGCGCCGGCACAAACGUCCGAUCCCGAUGCAUCAACGCCGCAAGAGGGCCACGUUGUCUGUAGCAUCUGCAAUGAAAAGAUAUCGCGCUUCUACGAUGAACUUGAAACUGAAGGCGCACGAAAAUCCGUUACAAACGCCGACGACACGUUGUCGCUUGCGGAUCUGCUGCAUUCCUUGUUAGGCAUUAUGGAGCACCCCAAUGCUGCCUUCAACAGCCCCAUCCAUACACAGUCUGCCGCCGUGUAUGAUAUAGGCUACUUGGAAGAGAAACAGGUGUACUAUUUGAUUAAGGAGAACAUGGACAUAGCCAACCUGGUGAUGGGUAACACGUUUCCCGACGGCAUCCGUUCGUGCAACCGUUUGAUCACUGCACUUUGUGUGAAGUUGAUAGUUUGGUUGCGGUACGUAUGUGGAUACAAGAACAAAGUAACCUCGAAUACGCAGUUUAAGGUGGUUUACUGGGGCCUUCGUUGCUCUGAUUGUGGCAAGGCAUGCCACGCCAGGUGUUUGCCGUAUUUCCACCUCACCAAAGGUCCGCCGUGGGCAGACCCCGAGCAUAUCAAGCGUCGCUACGCUCAUCACUCUUACAUGUGUCGACUGUAUGGUACUUUUGCUGUGAUGAGGCCUGGGUUGACGCCGAUGAACCACUACCGCGCCGACUACGACCCGUGUGAUGAUAUCUCGGAGGAAGAUGCCACUACGAGUUCCGCAUUUCCUAGGAAAUUGUCCCCUGAAGUGCCGUCAGAGUGGUAUGAAGAGCACUAUGACCCGAAGUACGCCAGUUCGCGUUCCAUGCGCCCAAGUCGGCAACGUCGCCCUGCAGGAAAACCAGCACCUAAUCGCGGCACAUCGGCGCCAGUGGAACACAACGAUGUGAAGAUGGAGGAUUCAAAGAGUCCGGUUCAUUCUGUGCUGCAGGAAGAUUCGCCCUCCAACGCAACGUCUGAAGUGCAGACAGCCACCCCCCCUGCCAGGGUCAAGUUGGAGUAUGAAAACUAUCCUGAAUCUAACGAGAGUGUGGGCUUGCCGUUGUCGCUGUCAGAUUUGAUGUCUGACGUCCGUGAGGAACCCGACAAGCCGGUUAUUUCCAGUCCUGCAGCCGUAGAAGCAACGGGCGACGGUUCUCCCACUCAAUCAUCCCCGGUCACUGGGAUGUGCGUCAAUGCAGCCGAUGCUCCUAGCUGCUCAUCACUCCAACUGGAUGAUGUAUCGUUUGAAGAGCCGCCGAUUCUGCUUGUGCCGUAUUUGCAGCACGGCGAUCGGCAGCCGUGGAAGUGCGACGAGUGCACUGUGUGCAUGUACUGCUGCGAAAAGGUCACUGUUUCCGAAGAAGAUGAAAACCAGACCCCGUGUAGCAUGGCGAUCAUGAACACAAGUCGGCGCAGCAAUUAUGACCUGUUGUAUCCACCGUCUUUGAGCGAGAAACUAGAGCGAUUGAACAUGAAAACGAAGGGGCGGCCGCUGAUCGACUUUGUGCGGUGCGUCUCGUGCAACGUCGCCGCCCACAAGGCGUGCUGCAACCCUGCAAUCCCGGACCUGUCGUUUUUGGAAUCUUGGCGUUGUGAGGCAUGCCUUCAGUGCAUAUGUUGUGGGUACCGCGACUCUGCCGAGCCUGACUACAUGAACUGGGGCCUGUUCUUCCUGUUCUGUCUUCGAUGCUGGCAGGCGUUCGAGAAGAAUAACUAUUGCGGCGUCUGUUACCGCAUUUGGACCCCGCUGGACAACGUCUCCUACCACUGGAUGCAGUGCGACACCUGCAAGCUGUGGGUGCACCUUGAGUGCGAUCGCUUAGCACUCGAACUGUCCAUGUCCGGCUCAAACAAGCACAGGAAGUAUACGUGUCUGAUCUGCCGUAACCCUAACAAGUUGCAUCGCAUUUUCCGCGUGCUAGAGUUGGUUUUCAACACCGAGCGUUCCGGCAACUUCCGCUACCCUAUGCCCCGUACGUGCACCGUGUACUGGCGCCUGGUGAAGUGCCCGAUGGAUCUGAUAACGAUAAGGAACAAAGUGGAAUGUGGCCAAUACAAAACCGUGGAGGACUUUGUGUUUGACGUUAUGGUCAUCUCUCACAACACGAAGACGGUAAACAUGCCCAACACCAAAGUGUACAGGAACGCCAUUAACUUCGAAGUCCGUUGCAAGCAGCUACUGUGUAGCAUCCUGGGCAUUUCCGAUAACGACAUCGCUUCCAUUUUGAAACGUGGGUUGAAUCGUGUGAGUUUCGAGAUGCUGCGCAACAAGAUGACCAAACAUGUCGGCGAUGCCGACAUGAUAGACCAGGAUCAGAAGGGACUAGGAGACUCCUCGCUCAAUUUGGAGGAUCUUGACUAUUUCAUGAACGGCGAUGGCACUGGGGAGUUCGACAUCGACGUGGUGAGCGCCAAACUUAACGCGCACCGUAAAUCGCACAUCGCACGCUUGCGUUAUUACCAGCAGAUGCAAGCGAAGAGGCUUGAGAACAGUUUGAAGUUUCUGGAUGAACACCAUCUUAUAACACACCUGGGGUGUCCAGACUUCUUCUUUGACGCUAACGUGGUGGAGAAGAUGUUCCCUGUUCCUGUUACCCCGUGCGGGCUGGAUUAUCCGAUGUUGAAUGCCAUUAGCCCGGUCAAUGCGCCCCGGUUCCGCUUUUCGAUUUCUGACAGCCGAAAAGAGGACUUGGAACGGCUGGUGAAAUCGAAGACACUGUAUCUCUUCGACAGCACUAUGGUCCAGGGCCGAUACGACAGCGAGGUUUUGCACGUCUCAGACCGGUGCUUCAUGGAUGCAUUGCGCGCCCUAUGCACCGAUGCUGCGUUGUACACAGACGGCAUAUGGCUUGAGUUUUGCGUGGCGUGUGGCUCCAGCGCGUUCCCGUCGUACAUGAUUUUCUGCCACAGUUGUGGUGAGGCCUUCCACUAUUACUGUGUCGGCUUUAUAUUCCCACCGCCGUUCGCGGACUACAGCAACUUCUUCUGCGCGAAUUGCGCCUUCUGCGACACGUGCACCUGCCGUAUGGUGGGCAACCAUCUGUAUGACCUGAGCAACGUCAACGACUUCAAGUUCGCACAUGCCCUUGGGUGGAUCCCCGGGCUGCUCAAUAGCACCAGCUUCAAGCUCGCGAAGGCGUUACACAACAGCAUGGGGUGCGGUAGAAGCGCUGAGGCAUACAGAAGGAGGAUGGAACUCGGCCUAGGGUAUGUAUUCGUUUCGCCCGCUGAUAAGAAAAAUCAGCAGGAGGCUGAGCGCACAGAACCUGAUCAACCACGCGCGACUGAUGCAUCUCGGCUGUUAGGUGAAACGUAUUCUCAGAGGUUGGCUACCAAUGUCGACAAUAUUCGAAAGGAUGCUCCAGCGAAUCGCCAAUCCAAGGGUGCCAACGAUGAAGUUAUGCGCCCUUGUGCAUUUUUUGCGGACUACAAUUACCCAGUAUAUGGCGUUAGAUGCGUAUUUUGUGGCGUCGCCUUGCAUUACAAAUGCCUGAUGGAGCAGGUGAAGAACUCGCCUCAUGCCCCCAUUGGUGCAGGUAACCCUGUGAAGAGUGUCAGCAACAAGGCCAAUUCCCCUGUUGGUUACAACCCUGGAGAAUCUGAGAUCGAUUUGCGUGCUGUCUCUUGCCAACUACCCGCAGGCAGGAGCGUCACUGCCCCUGUCGCCUUUAUGCCCAAUGAGGUGCCGUCUAUGGCUCGUGUUCCAGAAUAUCCUCCGACGAGUUCUAUCUCAAUGAGGGUUGACGACGGUCUUCAAGUGGCAUCUCGCAACUUGGUGCAGGUUCUUCCUCCACAACCUAACGUGUUGCCUCCUGCUCCUGUGGGCCAGAUGGAGUACGCGGUGGUCCGUGCGGAUUUUGGGGCCCAACCGCAGACGAAUUUCCCAAGGCGCAUCUCCUGUGGCCAGCCCGAAAAUCUGGCCAUGUCUGAACCCGCUGGAUCAUAUGGCCGCCGUAUUUAUGAAACCCAGGGACAUGCUUACGGGGAGAGCUUAGAUGAACGCGCAACCCGCAGUGCAGAUCGAGUGAGCUUUUUAAAAAUGGCGCCGAUGCAAAGUUCGAAUGCCUACGGUGGCAAUGAAGUGCGCAGGUCAUAUGAUUAUUCUCCCAACAGCCGGAACUAUGUCUCCUCCCCUAGGGAUGACUAUAUAGCGAUGGAGGACCCCCCUCUGGGAGGUGACGAUGUUGGAAAGUGGAAUGCUGACAAAGGUGUCAUUACAGGGCUUCCUGUGGACGUAGAUAGGAAGGGUGACGUUCUGGCCGACUCUGCUGCCCAAACCCCUAUAAAGGUCGAAGGGUCUGAACGCGUGGGUGUUGGUGCACAGCCUCAUACAUGCCCUUCCCUUUCGUCAGGGCGUGAUCGUCCUCCCGAUUUUGAGCAUACGGAGGACGCCACACCGUCACGUACCAGCAAGUUCAAAAGCGAUGGUACCCUUGACUGGGACGAGGGUGAUGCAGUUGAAUUCAAAACCCCAACUGCCCCACAAUUGCGUCCGGUGGAUGCUCGGCCGACGGGUCUCAGUGCCGCCGCAUCAAUUCAACGUGCUUAUCCCUAUCCUAUGGUUGACAACGCUACUUCCACACCGCCUAAGGACUUUCCUUGCCAUGAUGUUGGCGGGGUCAGAGGUGAUAAGCCAGCUGCCGCGACAUGGGAUUGUAGGAUGGCGGCUGGGGCCACCGUCGCGAAUAGUUCUGCUCCAAUGGUUUCCAAUAUCCAGAGCAUGAGAGACGGUGGAGUGUAUAGUGGGGAACGGUCUAUGAGAACUGCUUCAGGCGGUUAUUUAGGGCCCCAAACAGCGACUAAUCCAACCGUGAAUCGCUUCUCGAACGACCCGGCGGAUAGUGCGCAGCCGCCACGCAAAAAUCUUGCAGCAACCUGGGCACCCGGUGAUUUUAACAAACCUGUAUCGUACGUGGAAUUCGCUCACGAGGAUUUCGGCACAAUACCGUCGGUGGCAGCAAAAGGGAACAGCGUUGAAACAGAGGUGGUUUCGUGGAACUUUGACGGAACUGGAAUGUUCACAUGUCGAGAUGAUGUUAAGCGUGAUAGGGAAAGCAUGUCUCGCAAUUUCCAUUACCCACACCAAGGGUUGUUUGUGCUGUCCCGAUUGCCCGAGGAGGAUUUGUUGCUCAGGAAUCUGCUGAAGUUCGACAAAGAGGCGGCGUCUGGUGGGGAUAUGCAGGCCGAAUCGGACAAAAUGGGAUACAUUGACUUCAGUCACAUGCAACAGUGCAAUGUCUCCGGAGUUCAUUAUUCUGUGACCCUCAACAGCAAAUGUGUCUGUUGCGGUGUACCCGUGCAGAUAUCAUCUGGGUUGCCGGACAAUGUUGCUGACCCCAACGGGCGCGCUAUGGUUAUCGACAGGGCGAGCCCUAUUGAGCUGGGAUCCCACAUGGGUCGUUAUGUCAUUUGCGCUAAGUGCAAAGCGUGGCGUGUGGCUCUCAAGUUUGACGGCCCCACGCUGAAUCCGCGUGACUUCCUGAACAGCUUCGAGUCAGAAGACAGUGCGGGCAGCUUAUUUAAUCAAACGGAGGGCGGUUUGCGUAAACAGGAUGAAAUUAGGCUCCUUGGGUCCAACGCGAUUAUCAAGGCGGUUGCAUUGGUACGCAACUGGCAGCUGUUCAGCCAGAACUUGGUGAAGUACGUUGGCGUGAUAUUGAUGCACCACAUGCUGCUACAUCCUAACCCACCAAGGCCCAUCAAAACGCGACCUUCACUAAUAGCGGCUCUUGUGAGUAGAUUCCUGACGGAGGAACCUUGCAGGGGCCCUUUGGCUAGAGGCAGGUUGUAUUCAGCUAUGGCGCACUCCCCGUUCUCGCCCAUUUCAUUUUUGUUCUGGGCCGACUCGCUCCGCAACAGCGACCCUUAUGACCCGGAAAUCGAUGAGCUCUUUAACAAGGUGCCUAGGGAGUUUGGCAACCUGGCUACUAGGUCGAACCCUAUGGGGAUGCCGCUGGGGCCGGAGUUUAAUCCUAUGCCACAGCUAAACACCGGUUUGGGACCGAUGGCUGCGAUUCCAAAAGGCCUCCCACUAGGUCCCACGAUGUUGUUACCGCACCCGUAUCUGGAGGAAGGUGCCGCUGUUCCCAACCAAACGAUGGAUGGCGCCUCAAUGCCGAUGCAGAGCAUCAUGUUGCCUGCACUGGUAUUGUCGAAUCCGAUCUCGCCUGGUGCUUAUGUGCAACCUGCUGGAGGCAACACUUUAUUCGUGGACCCGAGUGCAAUGGCGCAACGACCUGUGAUUGGCACGAAUUUCGACGGUAGCAAUCAGCUCCAUGCAGAUCCUCGCGGCGGCGUAACGUACAUUUCUCGGAGUGACCCCAACCAAGGUUUGAACAACCCGAUAGCCACACCUCCCCCUCGUCAGGGUUCGGCUUCUGCGGGACCGUUGUACGGUACUACCACUCCAACAUCUAUCCCUUAUUUGACUUACGUUGGCGGUGCUCAAAUGCCUGCACCUCAGAUAGGUGUGCCAAUCACUUCAGUGGGAUUCGGUGGGAACGUUGACGUGCCUCUGGCGACGAGUGUACUACCGGGCGAUGCGGUGGGAAGUGUGCCCGUGCUGGUGUUGACACCGCUCACGACUAUUUUGCCAGGGGGUGCAAUGGUUGCCGGCGGCGUGACACCAGGUUCGAACGUAGGUCCCUACAUGGUUCCGUUGCCUCAACCUAAUAUGGGUCAUGCGCCAGCCGCCGUUAUGCAGCCGGGUGGAGAAAGCGGCGUUAAUUUGUGCAACGAACCGCCUUAUGCCGUCCGUACGCCAAACUUUUUGGACUCUUCUCGCAUGUCCUUCGACCGAGACGUUCGUCCUCCCGAAAUUCAUAGUGCCCCGGCUCAUCUUGGAUCGUAUGAUGGCGUCAAUGCACCUGCGUCUAUGCCCUUGCCCCUCAGCUACAGUCACGGAUCGGACAACAUGUUGGCUGCUCCGACUCCCCUCUUCCCAAUGAUGUCGAAUAUCGACCCCUCACCACCCUUUUGGCGAUCCAAGCUGUUGUCGUGGUAUGUGAAGGUAUUGCUGGAGUCGAACCACCUGGUAUUUACGUACAAGCAGAUUAAGCAGACGGACACUAACAUGACUGACUUUGUGUUCCCGAAGCCAUCUCUCAAUUUCAUUGAUGCCAGUAUGGGCACCCUUGGGGCGUUCUACAAUCUGCGAGGGGGAUGGUUGAGGUUCGUCGACUACUUCUUACAGGGCAUUCGUCGGGGGUACACGCAAUCCCAAGUCGGGGGGCAUCCAUACUUGCGGCGGCACAUUGCUCACAUCUUCUUCACAACUCGUCAUGGUUGGGAGGAGGUCCAUGCCCGAGCUUCUGAGUUGAGCGCCUUGAUGGGAGUGAGGCCGACACUGCCUCGGCUCUCCACGUUGCCGUACGUUGUGUACAAUGUGUCCUUCGAGGCCUCAACUAUUAUAUGGUUGUACCACCUGUGCAAGGAAUUUGUUGAGAAUGGGGAUUUGGUCAUGAUAGUGAACCAGUGUUCCGCUUCACUCGAUGCGACGGGCUGCCCAAGGCUCUCCGCCAGAUCAAUGUAUCUCAAUCACUACGUCAUGGUUGAGCAAAGUGAAAACACAGAAGAUCUGCACACCAAAUCAAUCAGCUAUGCUAAUACCAGUUAUCAGGGGGGACAACAACAAGCCGCUGAUCCGCAAUUCAACGCAUUCAAGGACACGUCUCGAAACAUGGCGUUCCGGGAAACAAAUCUGAAACCUCUGUUCCGGUACGUAGACAAGACUAAGGACCAUUUGGACGCUGCUUUUGGCGCGAAGACAAUUAAUGUCCUGCACGGCAAGGGCCUUGAUGCAUGGAUUCGGCUGGGCACGUCGCUGAUUGUGGAGACGGUUUCUGGUCGCGCAAUGUGCGGUGACAUCGACACGGAGUCAUUUGGCGCCUCGGCACACACGCGUUGUAUCUGUGACUCCACCGUUGCAUCGCUCAGUGACUAUUCGUCGUUUGAAGGGUUUGGGCUGGGUGAUGGCGUCAAUGAAGGUGCUUAUGACGUGCGCGUGAAGUUGCGCAAUUUGCAUCUGAUGGAGAAUAUUAUUACGCGCCGUGUGAUAACACGCAAAACUGCAGGCAGGGUGCACCACACCAUAGCAUCCGAUGAGAAUACCGCGUGCGCGUUGUGUAAUGUGUCUUUCAGCACUCUGUUGAGGGGCACGCUGCUUCCUUGGCGUGAUGGAUACGUGCAUAGUGAAUGCCUGCUCUGGUCGCUUGACAAUGCCUAUCUCCCCAGGACGUACAAUCAGCACUUCGACACGUUGUUCCUCAGCAGCUGUGUUUUGAAGAACUAUCUGUUUGGGAUCCAGCCGAAAGACAUUUACAGCAGCAUGCCGCAUCGCCGAUCCCGCAACGCGUACAGUCCGUACAGGGACGGUCAUUCAGUGGGAAGUAGUGGUGUGGAGUCCGACUCGCUUCUGUUCAACUUCAACCUACACGAAUUGCACGUGCUGCCUCCGGUGACACUGCCAGACAAUCUAGUACACAUCGUUGUGACGACAGCCCGAUCCGCGUAUUGUGCGUGGUGCCGCGAACCCGGUGCUACCGUGGGGUGCACUGGCACUAAGUGCGAAGUCAAAUUCCAUGUGACUUGUGCGUUCCUGGCUGCUAACACUCAGAUGACGGAACGUCUGCUCCAACUCCGGCGAGAAAGCGGUCGCAGGCAGGACACAGCACGUGAAAUCUUCCCCGUUCGUAUAUACUACACGCGUCGUCUGCUGUGGUGUGCCACUUGUUUCCAUGAGGGGGUCGCAAGUAAACUCGAUCCGACGGCUAUUGGUUACCUGAUAAAGAUGAACCCAACACAGAUGAAGACCUUCUUGGCUUUGGAGGGUUUAUCAUCCAGCGCCACUUUGAUAAGCUGUCGUCAAGUGCUACAAAGUGUGCGUAUAGUUCCCCAAGUGAUCCAGCAUUGCUCUAUCGACGAAUUCUUCGAAGAUAGCACCCAUUACUACGCAGUGUUGCAAGCUGAGUUCAAUCGGCGUCUGUCAAUGAUGACCAAUGACGAAACGGUGCCCUUUCUGCUGGAUUCCAUUAUGAAGCCCCAGCGAUCUGUACAAAGCGCUCCGCUGUCGGAUAUUUUGUGGAAUAAGAAGAAAAGGAAGUCAUGUAAAUGUAACAAUGCGCGCCUUCGGUCACCCAAGCACUAUUUCUCGUUUGCGUUCUGUGCAUCAUCGGUUUCGCCAUUUAAUACGCUGCGCAUACCGAGCAACGAGCGUCAACCCACUGCUCAUUUCACAACGAAUUACGGAUUGCAACACAAUGCCUAUUUCACUGCCACAAAAGCGGAGUCGGGAGGAUACAGCCCUACUGGUACAUUCACGUCCUCGGGUUCCCUGGUGGUGUCUUUUACGGAAGGUGAUAAGAGAAGUUACCAAAUCGAAGACGAUGCAUCUGAGUUGUUCCAGCACAAGCGUGUAAGGUCGGAUGAAUAUCACGACCGAACUACACCUAUCCCUGAAGGUCUCGAUGGGGUCGCCGGUUUCGCUCGAUUGCCGGACAAUACGGCAGAGCAGGAUAGAGAUGCGGAUGUGCGACAGGAGGCUAACGCAGGGAAUGAAAUCGUCUGCGAAAGGAUACCGCAAUCCACGUCACCACCUGGCCCCACCCUAAAGUUGAGGCAUGAUCCCCUUGCCCAUUUGGCUUUUAUGCGCCAGUGGAAACUUCAUAAAUUAAGGAACGCGGCCAAGUCGGUCGGUAAACACAGUUCGCGCACGUCAGGUUCGUAUAAUGGGACUGGCGAUGCAGAGGUGGGGGUCCAACUUGUGAAGCGUGUCACGCCACUGACGUCCUCCACUAAUAACAGUGCACCAGCUGCCAGCGUGCCUCCCCGUGAUCUGCAGGUGCAUGACGAAGGGGCACAUAUGGGGUCUGAUGUUGCUGCGCCUGAACCGGAAUUAUCUUAUAAUUCGGCGACUUCAAGCGAAACCGCCUCCGGUUCGACGGAUGUUGAUGAACUAGUGGACGCAUUCGAGAUAGAAAAUGACAUCACAGAGUCAGAACCAUUGUCGCAUCCUACAGUCACCGGGGCACCUGUAGCUUCGGGGCAUCCUACGUCGGUUGCAACGGCUCCUCCCGUGGUUGAGGCCGCUGAAAUGAGAGUCACACCUACAGGGCGUCUAAGUGAGCACAGUCUUCCGCGCUUUGGUGCGGUUACAAUACUUAGUGUGGGUGAUGGUUUGAUCUUCGACAAGGGCCACACGGCGUAUCCAGCUGGGUAUACUGCAACACGAAUUUUUUGGAAUGCCAAGCAGAAUACUCUCCGCGAUCCCAAAUCUCGCAACUUGACUGGCGUGUGCAAUUCCAGCAGCAUUAGCUGUGGUGCUCCAGAAGCCAGAAGCUGUUACCUUUGCACAGUGCGCGUCAGGCAAGGCAUGGCCUUCUUCGCCAUCGGAGUUUUGGUAGGUCAUGAGGACAAGGAAGGCUGCAAGUGGAUCGCUCAAGGUUAUGAUCUAGAUGCGGUUUUCGUUUUGUUCCUUCAGGAAGUUAGUGUGUUCUAUACUCGACGCUUUUCCGGAGCAGACUUUUUUGGUUUGAAUUCGCACUACGUGGUUCAGGAGCUCCGAGUACGCAUGUGCAAGACCCUGCUGGAGCGUAGCUCAUCUUUUUUCAACACGCGUGUCUUCCACACUGCGAUGGUUGGCCAGAGUUUCAGUAAGAGUGAAAACAAGCUGAGACCAAUGAAUCGUUAUGGCGAUAGCGCUCCGCUGGAAGAAUCAACGGGAGAAGUGGUACUCAUCGACGAGAUUAUAUCUGUCAUUGACUUCACUGGUGACCACCCUGUUCGCCUAGAUGCAUGUGAACCGCAAUUAUUACGUGCGCGUCGUCGUCGCCAAUUCGGCCUUGCGAUCCCGUUAACACAACGCCGCUACAUCAGCAACUUGUACGCCGAGAAACGACUCGAUGUUCGCAACUCUCCUAUUCACGGUUUCGGUUUGUUCGUGACCGACGAAAUUGCCGCUGGCGAGCCUGUUGUAGAGUACGUGGGAGAGUUGAUUAGAGACUUGGUCGCUGAUAGGCGCGAAGAUGUCUACUCUAAUGAGCAGGGUGGCGACGGUUCGUGUUACAUGUUCCGCUUGGACGAUCAGCUAAUUGUGGACGCAACACGCCGCGGUUCGAUGUCUCGUUUCAUCAACCACAGCUGCGAGCCUAACUGCUUCUGCCGCGUUGUCAUCUGCGAAAACAACUUGAAGCACAUCGUCAUAUAUGCCAAGUUCGACUUGAAAGCGGGAGACGAGGUGACCUACGACUACCAGUUCGGUGUCGAAGAUGAGGCGCAACGAUUGCGUUGCCAUUGCAAUUCGGCCAACUGCAUGGGCCGUAUGAACUGA
Babesia bigemina is the source of this 14961-nucleotide messenger RNA. RefSeq names its product homolog of Putative histone-lysine N-methyltransferase PFF1440w. Gene Ontology annotation, cellular component: histone methyltransferase complex. Gene Ontology annotation, molecular function: histone H3K4 methyltransferase activity; protein binding. The transcript has a single exon. The record is from RefSeq and is a predicted model, not a curated record. Lineage: Eukaryota; Apicomplexa; Aconoidasida; Piroplasmida; Babesiidae. The coding region runs from base 1 to 14961 and encodes 4986 amino acids. Gene Ontology annotation, biological process: positive regulation of DNA-templated transcription.